GUGAGAGUUGGCGGCGCUGCGUUUCUGCGGGCGCUUCUCUGAGUCCGUGCCAGUUUAUGUCUCUCUCCAGUGUAUUUAUAUUUCUCCCUUGGUUUUUCCCUUGCUUUGCAGGUUCUGGGGACGCGGUCCCACCACCGGUCUACGGGCGAGUUUCUGGAGGCGAAGGGGGACUGCGGUGGGGGUGUUCGCAGGAGACGGUGCCCGUGACAUUUCGCUUCCUUGCGGGGCUGGAGGGCGGAUCGGUGCCCUGCCGUUGGGUGCCGGGCAGCAAGAAACCUCGAUGGCACGCCAAGCUGCUCGUCCGUUGUCAUAAACAGUCGAGGGCACUUCUAUUGGAGUUUGUGGCAAUGAAAAUUUGAAGUGCUACUUGGAUUUGCACUAACUAGUGAAAGUCAACGAAUAUCUACUUUGGAGACCUUUUAACAAGAGGUUUUCAAGAACCACGAAGAAAAUGCUGACUCAAAACAUUUAAAUGUCAAAGGAAUUAAAAGUGGAGAUACCUUGUAGUCUAAUUGGAUUUCUCAAGAUGAGUGGGACCUCUGCUGUCCUUUGUCUUUAUCUUUUUUAUGGAUUAAUGCAAGAGGCAGAAACAUCUAUCCCAAACUGUAUUCCCAGAAAAACAGUAAAAUACCAAAAUGGAAACAUCAAAACUUUUAUGAAACAUAGAUUGUCCAAUUUUUCCACUCUCUUGGUGAAUGAAGAAACUGGUACCUUAUUUGUGGGAGCCAGAGAUGCUGUAUUGGCUCUUGAUUUAGAGGACAUCUCCAUAGAGAAAGCCAGCGUGUACUGGUUCAGUUCACAAGAUAGACAGCAGGAUUGCAUUCACAGAGGAAAGGGCAAAGGGGAAUGGGAAAACUACAUCCUCCUCCUCCAUAAGAUAAAUGAUACCAACCUAUAUGUUUGUGGAACCAAUGCAUUUCACCCAGCUUGUGAUUACAUGGUAUUCAACAGUACAGAUGCUCACCUGCAAGGGAAAGCUGAAGACAGCAAAGGAAAGUGUCCUUUUGAACCAACUCUGAAGUAUGCUUCUCUACUAGUCGAUGGUGAAUUAUAUUCAGCUACUUCAAACAAUUUCUUGGGUACUGAGCCUAUCAUACGACGCAGUUUGAGAAAUCAUUUGCGGACAGACUUUAAAACGUCAUGGCUAAAUGAGCCCAGUUUUGUCCAUAUGGAUAUAGUGAAGGAAAGUGAAUCAAAUCCAGAUGGAGAUGAUGAUAAAAUGUAUGUGUUCUUCACUGAAACUGCUGUUGAAUUUGAAUUCUACGACAAGCCUCUUGUGUCAAGAAUUGCUCGUGUUUGCAAGGGUGAUCUUGGAGGAAAACGCAUAUUACAAAAAAGAUGGACAACAUUUUUAAAAUCCAGACUUGUCUGUUCUGUUCCAGAAUUAAAUUUCCAGUUUAAUAUUCUUCAGGAUGUCUUUUUACUUAAGACAGCAGGCUGGCAAGAAACAAUUUUUUAUGGGAUAUUUACUCAACAAUGGGGAAGACUGGACAUUUCGUCCGUGUGUGCGUACAGUAUGGAAACAAUUCAGGAAGUUUUCUCCAAAGGAAACUACAAAGGACCAGUAACUAUGGAGCAUUCCCAUGUCAAAUGGGUGGUGUACGGGGGUGAAGUGCCAAUUCCGCGUCCUGGGGCUUGUAUUGAUAAUUUCGCCCGAAGUUUUGGAUACAACAUUUCACUUGAUUUGCCCGACAAGAUUCUGCAGUUUGCUAGAGACCACCCGCUAAUGGAUAAUGUUGUAAACCCAGUUGGUAACUGGCCAGUGCUACUGAAAAGAGGUUCAAAUUAUACCAGGAUUGUAGUAGAAAGAAUCGUUGGCCUAGAUAAAAAAGCAUACAACGUUAUGUUUAUAGGAACAGAUAAUGGAUAUUUGCAUAAAGGUCUUAACUGCAAUGGAGAGAUGUUCAUUGUGGAAGAGAGACAGCUGUUUCGGUCUCCUGAACCUGUACAGUCUCUCAAGCUCUCUUCCAGGAAGGGCCUGCUGUACGUGGGGUCUCCAUCCCAAGUGGUUCAGGUUCCAGUUUCACUCUGCCACCAGUAUCAACAUUGCUUGGAUUGUGUGUUGGCGAGGGAUCCCUACUGUGCGUGGUCUCAGGCUUCUGCUGCUUGUGUUCCUGUGGCUAAGCAGAUUGGUGACAUGCAGAAUUUAAUCCAGAGCAUUAAAUAUGGGGAUGUUUCCAAAUGUCCUAGUUUAGGUACGUGA
Alligator sinensis (Chinese alligator) is the source of this 2203-nucleotide messenger RNA. RefSeq names its product semaphorin-4D-like. Gene Ontology annotation, biological process: negative chemotaxis; semaphorin-plexin signaling pathway; positive regulation of cell migration. The transcript is spliced from 14 exons. Gene Ontology annotation, molecular function: semaphorin receptor binding; chemorepellent activity. Bases 473 to 2203 code for a protein of 576 amino acids. The record is from RefSeq and is a predicted model, not a curated record. NCBI's taxonomy places the organism in Eukaryota, Metazoa, Chordata, Crocodylia, Alligatoridae.